UGGACAAUAUUGUUAUUUCUUCCAGUCUCUUCUCGCGAAUUUGGACUGCAAUGGCGGACGACUGUAUCAAACAUGAGACGGUAUCGCAAACUCUAUCAUUUACUCAGGAAUUUCGACCGUGUAAAAGUGAAAGUGCGCCCUCACUUAAAAAUGAAAGAAUGCUAUGAAGUUUCACAACACAGGAAAGAAGUAGCGUCGAUAGUCGAGGGAUUACGCUUUAUUUGGAGCGCUAACAAGUUCAAAUGCAAUGUGGAUAACAUCUUCACGAACGACGUUUCUUUGAAAGAAUUUCGGGAUCGCUUUGAAAAAGAAACACCAGCUGACAUGCUUAAAGGGAAUCAAAAUGGCUCAUGCUGUGAAGAAGCUAGUGAUUGGCUCAUAAAUAUCUACCCCAGAAUGCAAAGCAACUCCUGGCCCGAGGAAUAUAAACCAUUGGUCACACUUCAAUACCCUGGAGAUGUUAUUUUUGUCCCUGCUGGAUGGUGGCAUGUUGUACUUAAUUUAAGAACCAGUGUAGCAGUGACCCAAAAUUUUGUUAGUAAGGAUAAUUUUACAGUGGCGUGGGAACUUACUUCCAAGGAAAAGCCAGAUCUAGCAUUACUCUGGUCAGAAGCUCUACUGAAGUGUAACCCAGCAAGUGUUACACCAUUCCAAUUGAGUUCAGAUUUGAUAUGAUUCUAAUUGAUGUCAUAUUGCUGUAUGGGAAUUUCGAUAUAUGGGGGAGGGGGGUGUUUUGAGAAGUUCAGGGGUGCACUCCUUAUUUGGUGUUGUCUGUUUCCACAAAUGUGAAGUUGUUAACAAACAUGGAAUCUGUUAGUCCCCUUUAGAAGCUUUUAAUUUCUUCUGAAAUCAUACUAUACUGAAAUGUACAUGCUGCAAGUUAACACAAGAAGGAGUCAAGACUGUUAUAAACAGGAUUAUUAUGUUUUAUAUCCAUGGCAUGAAAAUGGAUUUUCAAUAAAGGCCCAUCGAGUCUCUUA
Messenger RNA from Stylophora pistillata, 980 nucleotides. RefSeq names its product bifunctional arginine demethylase and lysyl-hydroxylase JMJD6-A. Gene Ontology annotation, molecular function: histone H4R3 demethylase activity; P-TEFb complex binding. Gene Ontology annotation, cellular component: cytoplasm; nucleus. NCBI's taxonomy places the organism in Eukaryota, Metazoa, Cnidaria, Anthozoa, Scleractinia, Pocilloporidae. The record is from RefSeq and is a predicted model, not a curated record.